Messenger RNA from Morone saxatilis (striped sea-bass), 918 nucleotides. RefSeq names its product EBP like (gene ebpl). Gene Ontology annotation, molecular function: cholestenol delta-isomerase activity. Bases 71 to 703 code for a protein of 210 amino acids. Gene Ontology annotation, biological process: sterol metabolic process. NCBI's taxonomy places the organism in Eukaryota, Metazoa, Chordata, Actinopteri, Moronidae. Gene Ontology annotation, cellular component: membrane; endoplasmic reticulum. The record is from RefSeq and is a predicted model, not a curated record. The transcript has 4 exons.
GCACAGUACUACAGAGUACUACUACAGAGUACUACUUGUACUAGAUGCAGUAUUUGUCCUGUAGCAGCAGAUGGAUUCAGAACCCCCCUCUGGCCUCUCUCUGGUCUCUGUGUUAUCUCUGUUAGCAUGUAGCUUCCAGGUGUUAGCAGCCGCCAUGUUAACACGCAGGUUUGGUGGGCGGAGCUCUGCAGAAGACAAAUGGAUCCUGCUGUGGCUCUUCUAUGAUGUCAUUGUCCACCUGACGUUGGAAGGUCCAUUUGUUUACCUCUCUCUGGUUGGGACGGUGAAGACGUCUGAAGGUCCUCUUGCUGAGCUCUGGAAGGAGUACGGUAAAGCCGACAGUCGCUGGUUGAUUUCUGAUCCGACGAUCGUCUCAAUAGAAAUUAUGACUGUCGUCCUCGACUCUGUGCUGGCUCUACUGUUGAUCCACGCAGUACUGAAGGACAAGUACUACAGACACUUCCUGCAGGUUGCUCUGAGCGUGUGCGAGCUGUACGGUGGCUGGAUGACCUUCUGUCCUGAUUGGCUGGUCGGCAGUCCUCACUUGAACACAUCCAGCUGGCUUUACCUGUGGGUCUACCUGGUCUUCUUUAACGGGGUCUGGGUCCUGGUCCCGGUCCUGCUACUGGUCCAGUCCUGGUUCUCCCUGAGGAGGCUGCACAAGUUCAUUCCAGACGAACAUGCAAACAGGAAGAAGAUAUAGAGACGAUCAACUGAUCAACUGACCACCAAUCAAUCAACACUAUUGAUCAGUGACUGCUGGCAGAAACUAAACACAAACUGUGAUUGAUCAUCAAUCGACUGCAUUGAUCUCUGAUAUAUAAAACAGUUACAGGACUCAAAGUUUCAAAGUUCAGAUGGGAAAUUUUCUCACUUUCAGCUUGAAAACCAGAAUAAAUCAUACACUGUUUCUGUUUA